Protopolystoma xenopodis is the source of this 177-nucleotide messenger RNA. The record is from the annotation of a GenBank genome assembly. Lineage: Eukaryota; Metazoa; Platyhelminthes; Monogenea; Polystomatidea; Polystomatidae.
AUGUCGUCCUGUUCCGACGACGUCCGUCACAAGACGCACGACGCAGGACGACGCAAGGCGGUGCGCCGAGGACCCACUUGCACAAAUCGACAACCAAAACUGCAAGACAAUCCCGCUGAUGUUCUUCUACUCACCUCCUCAAACGAAGUGAAAGGUUUUGCACCAACCCAGCUUUGA